AUGAUACGGCCAACAAGGACACUACUACUUUACCACGUCAAGCGCUAUAGCAGUGGCGGCAACAGCAUCGGAAGUAACAUAAACAAUAGUGGCAACGCAAUAUUAAGUGGUGCCAUAACUGAUAAAUCACAAUUACGACAAUUGAUGCAAGAUAAAACAUGGUCGAUCAAACAACUACUUAAAGAUCGAACUAUCAAGGUACAUCACAGUCAUAGUGAUCAUGAUGAUUUCGCAAUGCAAGAUAAACCACAAAGUGAACAAAGAGAUGAUGCAGUUGAUGUGACUGAUGAUUUAAUUAUUAAAAUUAUUGGAUUAUCGGGAUUCAUUGCCCCCAGUGUCAAUUCAACUCAAUUUGAGCAGUUGAGACGUGCUUUCAAGUUGCAAAAGACAUUUAUUGAACACUUAUACGAUGAAGCUGAAGCUGAAGCUGAUGCUGUUGGACCUAGAAAUGGAGUAUCAGCUUCUACUGGAUCUGGAAACGAUGUUCAGUUUCGAUUAGUUGCUAGUGAUCAUCUCCCGAUAAACCCAACCACUUUGACUCAGUUAUUAAAGAGCAUAAAUGAGUUGAGCAGCCAGGUUGAUUCCGAAAAGGGGGAGUAUGGGUUUGAUUUGAGAACACUCAGGAGAAAUGUAUAG
Molecule: messenger RNA, 636 nt
Organism: Lodderomyces margitis
Lineage: Eukaryota; Fungi; Ascomycota; Pichiomycetes; Serinales; Debaryomycetaceae
Product: glutamyl-tRNA(Gln) amidotransferase subunit F
Exons: 1
Coding region: 1-636 (211 amino acids)
Source: RefSeq, a predicted model, not a curated record